Molecule: messenger RNA, 1113 nt
Organism: Purpureocillium lilacinum
Lineage: Eukaryota; Fungi; Ascomycota; Sordariomycetes; Hypocreales; Ophiocordycipitaceae
Product: cysteine synthase 1
Cellular component (GO): cytoplasm
Source: RefSeq, a predicted model, not a curated record
AUGUUCCGACACAGCGCGCGGAGGCUGGCCGUGGCGGCGGCCAAGGCAGCGGAGCCGAGCGCGCACACGCUGGCCGUGUCCAAGGCGCAGGGCAUUGCCAAGGGAUUGACCGGAGCCAUCGGAAACACUCCCCUUAUCCGCCUCAACCGGCUCUCCGACGAGACGGGCUGCGAGGUGCUGGGCAAGGCCGAGUUCAUGAACCCCGGCGGAUCGGUCAAGGACCGGGCGGCGCUGUACGUGGUCAAGGACGCCGAGGAGCGCGGGCUGCUGCGGCCGGGGGGCACCGUGGUGGAGGGCACAGCGGGCAACACGGGGAUCGGGCUGGCACACGUGUGCCGGUCGCGCGGCUACAAGCUCGUCAUCUACAUGCCCAACACGCAGUCGCAAGGCAAGAUCGACCUGCUGCGCCUGCUGGGCGCCGAGGUGUACCCCGUGCCCGCCGUGGCCUUCGAUAACCCCGAAAACUACAAUCACCAGGCGCGCCGCCACGCCGAGCGCCUCGACAACGCCGUGUGGACGAAUCAGUUCGACAACACGGCCAACCGCCGCGCGCACAUCGAGACGACGGGGCCCGAGAUCUGGGCGCAGACGGAGGGGCGUGUCGACGCCUUUACGUGCGCGACGGGCACGGCGGGCACCCUCGCCGGCGUCACGCGCUACCUCAAGGACGCGUCGGGCGGUCGGGUCAAGAGCUUCCUCGCCGACCCGCCGGGCAGCGUGCUGCACUCGUACAUCAGCUCCGGCGGCAAGCUGAUCGAGCGCACGGGCUCAAGCAUUACGGAAGGCAUCGGCCAGGGCCGCAUCACGGACAACUUGCAGCCGGACAUUGGCCUCGUCGACGGCUCGCUGCACAUCUCGGACGAGAAGAGCAUCGAGAUGGUGUACCGCUGCCUCGACGAGGAGGGGCUCUAUCUUGGCGCCAGCUCGUCCCUCAACGUGGUCGCCGCGAAGGAGGUGGCCGAGAAGCUCGGCAAGGGUCACACCGUCGUCACGAUGCUGUGCGACGGCGCCUACCGCUACGCCGACCGUCUCUUCUCGCGCAAGUGGCUCGUCGAGAAGAAGCUGAUCGGCGCCAUUCCCAAGCACCUCGAAAAGUACAUAGUUUUGCCAUAG